This is a messenger RNA of Sander lucioperca (pikeperch), 8291 nucleotides long. It is a transcript of the gene kif26ba, whose product is annotated as kinesin family member 26Ba. The coding region runs from base 620 to 7714 and encodes 2364 amino acids. Lineage: Eukaryota; Metazoa; Chordata; Actinopteri; Perciformes; Percidae. The record is from RefSeq and is a predicted model, not a curated record. Gene Ontology annotation, molecular function: microtubule motor activity; ATP binding; microtubule binding. Gene Ontology annotation, biological process: microtubule-based movement. The transcript has 28 exons.
GCAGAGUGUGGAGCCUCGGGAAGUCAACAGGAGGGUACGAAUAGUAGCCUAACAAUUAGCCUAUAAAUAACAAGGAAUUUACUCUAUUAGCCGUAAUCAGCACUCAACACUCGUGACUUUAUCGGGAGCCCAUGACACGGAAUUUGCCCCUGGGGGUGGGGGAGUUUGUUUUACCUGGCCAGCCUCAGACGCAGAGGCAGAGCUGAUGGAGAGAGGCUGGGCUGAGUGCGAUGUUGAGCAGAGAGCCUCAUUCAGCGCAGAGCACACUCUGCUGACAGGGAGCGGUCUGCCCUCUCGCACGACCUGUUCUUAGUUUGUUUUUUUACAAGUCAGUCGAGGGCUUUUUCCAGAGGCAAUAACGCGUGGACAAAAGAACUAUUCAGGAUUUUUUUGUGUGUUUCUUUGCGACGGAAUGGGGAUGUAACCUGUUUUCACAUGCAUUUGGAAGUGGCGUAAGGUUGCCUCCAGAUUGAGAAGAGCAAACUGCAGGGGCGUGUUGUUAAUUGAAAUCGAUCCGGUGGUCUCUUUUUGAAUGUGAAGCAUCAGCAGAGGUUCUUUCUCCUCUCCUCUCCUCUCCUCUCCUCUCCUCUCCUACCCUACCCCUCAUCUCACCCCCAACAUGACUUCACUGACGGGGACUAAGGAGAGGUCUGUGAGCAGCCGGAGCAGAAAAUAUGGGAUGCCCGACACAUCCCCGACCAAAUCUUCCUCCUUUUCCCCAGACACAUGGUACCGAAAGGCCUACGAAGAAAACACCAGGAGCGGAACACGCCCCGCCCCAGAGGGUGCCGGCUCCAUGCCAAGCUCCACGGGCACCCCGUCCCCAGGCUCAGGAAUCUCCUCACCAGGGUCCUUCUCUGGAUCACCGGGGACUAUCUCUCCGGGGAUUGGGACGGAAUCGCCUGGUUCUCUGGGUGGCUCCCCAGGUUUUGGGACAGGAUCACCAGCCUCAGGCAGUGGAAGUUCCCCUGGUAGUGAGAGAGGGAUAUGGUGUGAGAACUGCAAUGCUAGGCUGACAGAGCUGAAAAGACAAGCACUGAAACUGCUCAUCCCUGGACCUUACUCCAGCAAGGAUCCCUCCUUCUCUCUCCUCCUUCAUGAUAAGCUUCAAGUGCCCAACAGUUCUCGACGGGCAUGGAACGAACGUGACAGUCGCUGUGAUGUCUGCGCCACUCACCUUACUCAGCUCAAACAGGAAGCCGUGCGCAUGGUCCUCACUCUUGACCAGUGGGAUUUGUCUCCACCAUCCUCCCCUCCGGCCCUCAUCGGACGAUAUGGAUCUCAAGGACCUCCGGGUCCAAUGGGAGCAUCUGGAGCACUAGGAGGUCCUGGGUUACGGGAUUGGAUUCCUCCUUUUCUUCCUUCCUCCUCCUCCUCAGCUGCUGCUGCCGUUUCACACUCGUCCUCCCAGUCCCCUUCUCCAAGCCCCAGCCAGACCCCAACACCCAGCCCGUGCCACGGACCAUCCAAUCCCAGCCAUUGGAGUCCCUCGGUGGGACAAACGUCCAGCUGUUCUCCCAUAAACCCACAACCUCAAGGCCCAGGGCACAGAUUGGGGUCCAAGCCCAGCUCCCUGGGGCUUGGAGGUGGAGUGGACAGAAGGAAUGUGUCUCCCAGUUCAGGAAAAGCUGGUUCCCAACAACAACAACAACCAGUGACUGGAGUAAACAGCCCUGGCAACAAUAGUGGUAACAGCAGUAAUAACGGGAGUGGAGCAGUACUGAGUACAGCAGCUCUGCAGGCCCAUCAGCACCUGAACCGAACUAAUGGAGGAGUUACACUUUAUCCAUACCAGAUUUCUCAGAUGAUCUCCGAGGACUCCAGAGAAGGUUUGACAGAGGCUGCCCUGAACCGCUACAACACACACUCUCCUUCACACACAAGCUCUCCUUCUCACACGCCAGCUGUAACCACAACGGCUCUGACCACCACCUCUGCUGCCGCCUCCUUCUUUGCCAGAGCUGCACAAAAGUUAAACUUAGCAUCCAAGAAGAAGAAGCAGAAGACCGCUGCGGUGACGGCCCCAGUGACAUCAUCAUCACCUUCAUGUGACCCCCCUCUGUUCCCCACCAAUUUUAGCUCUGCCCUGUUGAUGGCCCCUCCCCCGGCUCCACCCUGCCUUCUCCGUGCAGCCAAUAAAAUCAAAGAUACCCCUGGGCUCGGAAAGGUGAAAGUGAUGGUGCGUGUGUGCCCAGUGUCUCAGUCGGACGCAGCAGAGUCCAGUUCCUUCCUUAAAGUGGAUCCCAGGAAGAAACAAAUCACCAUCAUGGAACCCUCAGCCAAUCAGACACCAAGCACUGCCUCCCAGAAAAAGGCGGGAGCCAAUCAGGUCCCUCCAAAGAUGUUCACCUUUGAUGCUGCGUUCCCUCCUGAUGCAUCACAAGCGGAGGUGUGCGCGGGAACGGUUGCCGAGGUGAUUCAGUCAGUGGUGAACGGAGCAGAUGGCUGUGUCUUUUGCUUUGGACACUCCAAGCUGGGUAAAUCCUACACCAUGAUUGGCCGUGAUGACUCUCUCCAGACCCUGGGUAUAAUCCCCUGUGCCAUCUCCUGGUUGUUUAAGCUAAUCAAUGAGAGGAAGGAGAAAACAGGAGCUCGCUUCUCUGUUCGCGUCUCUGCAGUUGAGGUUUGGGGAAAAGAGGAGAACCUUAAGGACUUGCUGUCUGAAGUAUCGACAGGCAGCUUACAGGAUGGACAGUCACCUGGAGUCUACCUGUGCGAGGACCCCAUCUGUGGCAUGCAGCUCCAGAACCAGUCUGAACUGCGUGCUCCGACCCCAGAGAAGGCAGCCUGGUUUCUGGAUGCAGCCAUAGCAGCUCGCCACAGUAGUCAACGCCCCAACACCACCGAAGAAGAACACAGAAACUCACACAUGCUGUUUACAUUACACAUAUACCAGUAUCGAAUGGAAAAGACAGGCAAAGGAGGGAUGUCAGGGGGUCGCAGUCGCCUGCACCUGCUAGACCUGGGUAGCUGUGAUGUCAAAGUACUUGGAGGAGGAGGAGCAGCAGCAGGGGGCAAAAGCAAGGAGAACUCUUCGCCAAGUUCGGCCCCUCUGUGCCUUUCCCUAUCUGCCCUCGGCAAUGUGAUCCUGGCCCUGGUCAACGGGAGCAAGCAUAUCCCAUACAAGGACAGCAAGCUGACCAUGUUGCUAAGGGAGUCGCUAGGCAACAUGAACUGCCGGACCACGAUGAUUGCGCACAUCUCUGCCUCACCCAGAGAUUUCUCAGAAACCCUUUCCACCAUCCAGAUUGCUUCCCGCGUCCUCCGCAUGAAAAAGAAGAAAACUAAAGUCACAGUGCAAUACACGUCCAGCUCCUCUGGAGGAGAGAGCUCCUGCGAGGAGGGUCGCAUGCGUCGUCCGACCCAUCUGCGACCUUUCCAUCACCGCGGUGACACUGACUCUGACCUUCCGUUGCUGCGACUGUCCAGUGACCCUGACGAAUAUUCGAGCAGCGAGCAGUCAUGUGACACGGUCAUCUAUGUGGGCCCGAACGGGGCGGCGGUGUCAGAUAGAGAGCUGACGGACAAUGAGGGACCACCAGAAUUUGUGCCAAUUAUUCCCACUUUGCUUCGAGGCAAAACUUCAGAGCAGCAUCAAACACAAAGUCAAAGUCAGGCAGCUGGAGCCCAGAACAAGGUGCAGUCUCAGCCAGAGGACCAGCCCAGUGGCCCCUCUCAACCCCUGCCUCAGCCUUGUCAGUCACUGCUUGGGCAGCCGUUGGCCCCUGUCCCAGAGGAAGGAGCCGAGUGCCUGAAGUGCAACACCUUUGCUGAGCUGCAGGAGAGACUGGACUGCAUUGACGGCAGCGAGGAGGUGGCAAAGUUCCCCUUUGAAGAGGUUCCAGCGAGCAAACAAGGUGCCAAACAAGAGCCAUGUCCGUCUUCAGCUGUCCCAACCGCAGCUCCCUCUGCUCCUGGCUCUGCUGAUGUGUUGGAUACAGAAAUCAAAACAGGCUCCGCAUGUGCUGUAGGAGGUGCAGUGCAGUUAUCCUCCUCAGCAGCAGCAGCAGCAGCAGCAGCAGCAGCCAGGAGGAGGACCAAUGACCAGCAGCUGCAGGACAUCAAGGAGGUGGUGGAGGAGGCAGAGCUGGCCCGGACCAUGAUCCACAGCCUGGCACAGACUUCUGGUUCCCCAAUAGUUACUAGUACCAGAAGUGUUACAGGAAGCAGCAGCAUCACCUCGAACCCCCUGCACAGGGCUAAGAGCUCCCUGCAUGACAGCCGUGAGAGUCUGAACGUGGGCAGUAACACUGAGGGGAAGGCACGGCCGUUAGGAUCACCGCGCCUCGGCAUUGCCAGCCUGACCAAAACCUCAGACUACAGGCCUCCGUCCUCCCCGUCCCAGCGGUGUAAAGUGUACACCCAGAAGGGCGUGAUGCCGGCAACGCCCCCUCUGUCCUCACACACUCUGGCUCAAGAUGGCCAGACCACAGAUACUUUGACUUCAGACAACAGUUUGGCUGCAGACAGCGGCCGAUCCUCCACAGAUUCCCUGCUGUCCAGGACUUCUCCGGUGGGAAUGAACCCACAAGUCCGAGAGCCAACUCAGUCUCUGUCUGCCAGCCUGGGAUCAGCUGAGACACUGUGCGACGAUGACGUCCCACCAAUACCCCUGGACACGCACAGGGAUGCCUCAGGACCGGCAGUAUCUGUAGGAACAGUUGGAUCUCUCUCACUUGGGGAGGAUGAACUAGUGUACACUGUGGCUUCUGGAGGCGAGGAGGACCUUGAUGUGACAGCUCUAAUGGACACUCAGGGCCUGACCUGUCGUCCAACGAGCAUCAUAAGCUUUAAAAGCGACUGUUGCUCCGUCACUGCCUUCGCCUUGGGCUCUCAAUCCAUCAGCGGUACUGCUGAGGAUGGAGCUGUGGAGGAUUAUCACAUGCCUGCAGGUCCUGCAACAACCUCAGGGGUUACAGAUGUUGUUGCCAUGGCAGAGGUGGCCAUGGCCAAGCUGCGGAUAGAAGGUGAAGCCUUAGCCACAGUGUCUAACUGUGGUUCACCGAUCUCCUCCUGGAUGAGUGAUCUGAGCGUGGGCAGUGAAGCUGACCAGUCUCUCCACAGCUUCAGUCAGUCCCGGAGCCAGCAAGGGGAGGCCCUGGCUGAACCUGAACCCAACCACAGCCUUUCGUUCGCAGUGGAGGGGCUGGGUGGUUAUGAAAGCUGCGGCAGCCCGAGAAGAGGGAGUCUGGAAGGACAGCUGGUGCUGUCAGAAAACGGGAGUGAUAAGGCAACUCCAACCAAAGACAGGCUGAGGAAACUGCCUCCAUCCAUGGCUAAAACUAACAUACAAAUUAUCAAAGGACCUAGUAACCUCUCUCCCUUCAAGACCACCAUCAGUGUGCACCCAUGUGUGACUGUCAAACCCAUGGUUAUACAGGAACCAACCAUUCUCUCUUCACCUACCAAGACCAGCGUAAUGAAAGACCCGGGCAAAUUUAAUGCACCACUUUUAGCUUCUAUUUCCAGUGAGAUGAGCUUUGAAGACCCCUGGUUGAAGCGCGGCAUGGAGGAGGAAAGGUCCAGGGAGCUUGUAUGUGAAGUGAAGCCAGAGAAGAGGGACGUAGAGCAUUCAAAUAGUCAGGCUGGAGCUGGUACCGGAGACCACAGGAGCUUCUGCAAGGACGGUGGGGAUCAUGGCAGCUCUAGUUUAGGUGGUGAGGUUGUAUCGUCUCCAGAUUCCUUUAAAAGAGUGGUGGAUGGCUGUGAGAUGGUCGCUGUUGUUGCCCAUGGAGAAUGUCUGACUAGUAUCUACAGCCCAGAUAUCCACCGCACUGCCAGUCUUCCCCGCUGCUGGCAUCGUCUCAACCGCCACGACGGCUUGGACAAUGGAAUUGAGUAUCGUAAUCUUGGCGUCACCAGUUCAACUCCCUGCAGUCCCCGCGGCACACUUGACUGCAGAGGAUCAACUGGAAAACAGGGCUUUUUCUCCCACAAGAAGGGGGGAAUCCCACCUCUGCCACCGGUACGGAAGUCAAGCCUCGACCAGCGGAACAGGGCAGCCAGCCCUCUCCACCAACCCAGCCAUGGAGCCUCAUUACUGGGCAGCUCAGCAGAUGAUGCAGGUUUCACCAGACAACGAGGCUCCAGCAUAGACAGCAGCAGACUUUUCAGCGCCAAGUUGGAACAGCUUGCAAACAGAACCAACUCUCUGGGUCGGGCCCACAGCUCCCACAGUGGUUCACACCAUUACGACUGCUUCUCUCUGGAGAGAGGGGGGAGCCUGAGAGGGGGAGGAGGAGGAGUGAGGGGGGACAGCACCAUGCCUCGUACUGGGCGCAGCCUCACCCGUGCUGGACCAGUAUCUUCUCCUACUGGAAACACUGGCAGCUUCACUUUCAGUGCCAGUCCUGGUCCAAGCAGCGCUCCACAGUCACCAGCCAAAGCCAGCGGCCAGUCAAAGAUCUCAGCGGUCAGUAAGCUGCUGAUGACCAGCAGUCCUAAGGCCAGGAGUCUGUCUGCAUCCAGCACCAAGACUCUCAGCUUCUCCACCAAAUCUUUAAGCCAAGCUUCCAGCCGCAGCUCCAGCCUUCCUCCUAAUGGAAAGCCCCAGAGCUCAGUCCAGAGCCCUCUGCAGCAGCAGGGACCUUCCCCAGGAUCCUGGUCUACCCAGUCUUUGAGCCGCAGUCGAGGGGGAAGCCUGGCUGCCAAGCUGCCUCUCCGGGCUGUCAACGGUCGAAUCUCAGAGCUCCUCCAGGGAAGUGCAGGCUCUCGUUCCAGGAGUCAUGCCCAGGGAGGUGGCUCAGAUCCAGCAGAGGAAAGAGGAGUUGGAGGGGCAAGUGGAGGGGGAGCUGGAGUAGGAAGUGGUGGUGGUGGAGGUGGCCUGGGAGAGGAGAAGGCAGCAGUGGUCCAAACGCUGCCCUCCCCUUACAGCAAGAUCACAGCUCCCAGAAAACCACAUCGCUGCAGCAGCGGCCAUGCUAGUGACAACAGCAGCGUACUGAGUGGCGAGCUCCCCCCGGCCAUGGGGAAGACAGCCUUGUUUUACCACAGUGGAGGCAGCAGCGGCUAUGAGAGCAUGCUGAGAGACAGCAGCGAGAACACAGGAAGCACCUCCUCCGCUCAGGACUCUCUCAGUGAGCACAGCUCAGCCACCACCUCCUCCAGACGGAGCUCUAAGAGCAGCAAGAAGAGCAGGAGCAACACAGGCCUCCAGCGUCGUCGUCUGAUCCCAGCACUGACCUUGGACUCUUCCUCCUCCUCACCUUCUCACCGCUCCUCCAAACAGACCAUCACUUCCUCUUCUUCCUCCUCCUCCAGCCCAGGUGCAUGCUGGGUAGAUGGCCCACUGGGGCCCCCAACUCCCUCAAACCUCCGGGGCGCGACGGCAACGACAGAAACCUUCGAGAUCAAGGUGUACGAGAUAGAUGACGUCGAGCGACUGCAGAAGAGGAGAGACAAAGGAGGGAGCAAGGAGGUGGUGUAUGUCAGUGCCAAGCUCCGUCUGUUAGAACACCGUCAGCAGAGAAUCAGUGAAGUCAGAGCCAAGUACCAGUGUCUGAAGAAGGAGCUGGAACAAACCAAACAGUACCUGAUGCUGGAACCGCACAAAUGGACCACCGAGUUUGAGCUACAGCAGGCCUACGAAGUCGACUCACUGGAGUAUUUGCAAGCUCUGGAGACCGUGACGGACAAACUGGAGACCAGAGUCAACUUCUGCAAAGCCCACCUCAUGAUGAUCACCUGCUUCGACGUGUCCUCAAGACAUCGUUAGACAGAUGGAGUGAUGGAGAGCUGGAGGACGGAGAGGCAGAUACACAGCUACAGUCAAUUAGAUGUUGAUAUUUGGACCCUUUACCCACCGAUUAAUAAUAAAAAUAUAAACACAUAAAAAAAACAAAAAAACUCCUAAAUAAAUACAUUUCAUUGGAUGACUGGAUAGUUGGAAGGAGGGAUACAGGGAUGGACUGACCACUCGAUCCUGCAUGUUAUCCUUAUGUCUCCUCCAGAUGUAAGUAGGCAGAAGGACAGACGGACGGAGAGAUGAAGGGAUAAAAGGAAUCGAGAUAAAUAGAGAUAUUUAACCGGCCAACAGACAGAUGAGUCCGGAUAUUUUUUCUUUGGGCUUGAAAACAACCUCAAAAACAUUGAACAGCAUCAAAUGAGCGGGCCACUUUGCAUCAGAUAAAUAUAGCUGCCCAAAGAGGCAGAGAGACAGUUCAGAGUCUAAAAAGAAACAUCAAACAUAAGCAAGAGAACACGGUUUUCCAGAAUAAUUAGACUGCUGAGACACCUCUUAGACAGAGUCGAACAUUUAGGGAAUGUAUGGAGAGAAAAGGAGUGGAAAGAGG